GAAAUUCUAUUCUCUUGUUUCUUUCAUUCACACGAUAUAUGAUGAUCUUCAGGUGAUGUGCUUUUUUUUCUUCUGUUUGGGGGGAGGUGGGGUCAAAGUUGUGAAUAAUUUGUAAGAGUGGCAAAUAUACAUAUUGAGUUCUUUACUUGUAAUAAAUUUUUAAUUGUUGAGAAAAUUAGUAGUGAAAUGCCUCUAUACAAUUCUUUUGCUUGCAAACAGUAUAAUUAUUAUCAUUGUUACUUUUGUGCUUAUGAAAGCACUAAUAAAACUCUGUAUAUUAUCCUCUCCAUCGGGUGUUGCCUUUGCAUUGCGCAUGAGUAUAAUAUGUAACAAGUUGUGGCUAAUUUGUGUGUUUGUCUUAAAUUCUUUUAUGGUAUGGGAUUGAACUAAUUCUGCCUUCUGAUUCUGGAGUUGAUCUUCAUAAUGUCAUAAAAUUUUAUGGUUUUCCCCUACACGGUUGUCCCCUACAAUCAUGGAUUGUCAUUUUCAAACUUUUUUGUGAGCUAUAGCCUAUUGUGAUUUUAAUGGGCUGCUGUUUCCAUCCUUAUGAUUUGUGUUUUCAUAUUUUGGCAUUCUAGGCUCCUCACAUAUGACAUGGAAGGAGAGGAAAGAAUUGGAGAACAGGAAGGUAGUCUCUCUUGGUGGAAAGUCACCAAAGAAGCAGAGAUUGCCAUUAAGUGUAGCAAGAGUCGUUAUGAAGAAACAGAAGGAAAGAGAACAGAAAAUAUCGGAGGAGGAUUUGAUUCUUGGACAAUUUCGAAGAAAGCUCAGCAGCAGUGCUGGAAGGUCAGUGGAAAAGCAAAGGCCAGAGGACAGGGUUCUGAAGACCACCGAAGGUCAUUUUAGGAAUGGUGUGCUAGAUGUGAAGCAUAUGUUGCAUCAAGCCUCUUUGAGAGACGAUGAUUCUGGCAGUCGGUUUAUCAAUAAAGGGAAAAGGAACAAGGGAAGUCAGAAAAAGAAACAGGUAAAGAAGAAAGGCAGAGGUAGGAAACGACACUGAAUGCACUCAUCGGUAGGCAUAGGCAUAUCUACAUGAUUGAGCAAUUCAUAUGGUUUUCGUUUCUCUCCUGCAAUAUAUCAGUUUUGGAGGUCACACUAUGCUAUGUAGUUCUUGUUGGGGGUUUGACACAUCAUGUAAGAUGUAAGAAUAGCAUAGGAACUAAUUCCUUAGCAAACGCUAAAGCUCCCCCGUUUGUAUUUCUUAAAGCUGGGCACAAGCGCAGCCAAUUUUCAGGCAUUUUGGCAAAUCUGCAUGUUGUUUGCAUAAAUCUUUAAUUUUGUU
Molecule: messenger RNA, 1282 nt
Organism: Rubroshorea leprosula
Lineage: Eukaryota; Viridiplantae; Streptophyta; Magnoliopsida; Malvales; Dipterocarpaceae
Source: the annotation of a GenBank genome assembly